UUCAUUUAGUUAAUUUGAUUUUCUUUUUCCACUUUGUUUACAUUUUUUUUGUUAAUUAGUUUCUCAUUUGAUAUUUGCCAUUCUAAUUGAAUUCGUUCCAUGGCACUGACUAAGUUUCCCGUUACCUUUUUCUAUGAUGUUCUCUCACCUUAUUCUUACAUUGGUUUUGAAUUGAUGACCAGAUACAAUAAAAUCUGGACCAAAAUGGAUCUACAAUUAAAACCUUGUUCAAUAUUUCAUAUUUUCAAAGAAGCUGAUAACAAGGCUCCGAUGACAGUGCCAAGAAAAGCUGCCUACUUGAGCCACGAUUUAAAUAGGAUUUCAAAAAUGUCCAAUAUUCCUUUUGGUACACCGAGUAAUUUUUUGGAACUAGCUUUUGGUUCUGGUUCAACUCCGGCUCUCAAGUUUCUUUGUGCAGCUGAUGCACUUACCCAAUCCAAAGCGACCGAAAAUUUAUCUAGACAAAUAUUCAAACGGGUUUUCACCAAUAAUCCAGGUCUUGAGAUUUCAUCGCCAAAGGAUUGGCUUGAAGCAGGGAAAGCUGCUGGAAUUGAUGAGUCCACAUUGAACGAAAUUAUUAUUCAAUGUGAAAAACCACAAUUUAAGGCAAAAUUGAUUUCCAACACCAAAGAUGCUCUUGGAUUUGGUGCUUUCGGUGCUCCAUCAACAGUUGUCCAUUCACCUGACGGUCCAAUAUUAUUAUUUGGCUCUGAUCGAAUUGAACUUCUUGCCCAUUUGAUUGGUGAAAAAUACAUUGGACCAGAUCCCUUAAGUGUCCAGUCGAAAUUAUAAAUUCCUAGUAAAUUGUUCUUUCUGUUAACUAAAUGUACCAAAUUUUAGACUCAAGAGAUGAAAAAAAAAUAAACAAAAAAGUAAAUUAAUCAACUUUUUCAAUUGAA
Messenger RNA from Panonychus citri (citrus red mite), 899 nucleotides. Its product is annotated as glutathione S-transferase kappa 1-like. NCBI's taxonomy places the organism in Eukaryota, Metazoa, Arthropoda, Arachnida, Trombidiformes, Tetranychidae. The transcript is spliced from 2 exons. Gene Ontology annotation, biological process: glutathione metabolic process. The record is from RefSeq and is a predicted model, not a curated record. Gene Ontology annotation, molecular function: glutathione transferase activity; glutathione peroxidase activity. Gene Ontology annotation, cellular component: mitochondrion; peroxisome. The coding region runs from base 100 to 792 and encodes 230 amino acids.